UAGAGAUGUCCUUCUUUGGCCCAUCUUCUUCGGCUUGCCACAUGAAAUGCUCGAGGGAAGAUGUUCUACAGAAGCAUCCGGUUUCAGUCCGACGCCACAAAGGAUUUGCGAGAAUGUUAUAUUAAUAGAAUCAUACACCAUGUAGCCAGGGAUGACUUCUUCAGGUCCCACUGACUCAAGAAGCAGAGAACACUGAGAUUUGUUUGAUUCAGUCAUUCUCCCCUUGGGAGGGAAACCAAGAUGAAGGCAUCUGGCUCUUGUGAAGGAUUCCAAAGCCAGUCAUGGGCAAAACCAGUUCCAGUUCUCUCUAGUUCUUCACACAGGCUUAAACAGCGUUGGUGUGGAAACCAUGUGCAAGUAUGAGCAUGCGGUCCUAGAGAAAGCCAAUGCGAUUAAGGCUGGAUCUGGACUUUGAGGUACGGCUCCUGUGGGUGCUGAGGAUUAGCAGUAACAGCUGCUAUCCUGCCCAUUAGAAGAGAAACAGAAGAGACAACAAAAGACUUGUUUAAAGGAUGUGUCUCUGCAACUCUGAGGGGGGAAGCCAGUCCAUCAAGCCUGAAGCAUCUGGAUUGAAGCUGUUGAAAAGGGCAGGAUGUGGGUCUCGGCCGCCCUCGGAGGCUGGUCUUGUGUGGCCCUCUGCCUGGCUUCCUGCUCAGCUGCCUUUUCCCAUGGUGCUGGCUCAGGGGCCUGUGAGGAUAUGCAGCCCAAGCACAUUCAAGCCCAGCCUCAGGACCCACAGACCGACCACAUCACCAUUCACACCGGCAGGUCUUCCUACUCACCGGGUGACACAGUUCCAGUGACCAUGAGGAGCAUUCGAUAUUUCAUGAGAUUUCUACUUCAGCCUCGAAGAGUGUCUGAUCAUCAAAUAGCUGGCACUUUUGUUUUCAUUCCUCCUCAUUCCAAAGCAAUGGCUUGUUUUCAAGAGGCUGACACAGUCACGCACUCUGACAAGUCCCGGAAGAGAAACCUGUCCUUUGAGUGGAAGGCCCCUGCUCAACCUGGGGGGAACCUCACAUUCCUUUUGUCAGUUGUCCAGUCAUAUUUCAUUUACUGGGAGAGGAUCGAAUCAUCUGUUGUGUCUCAACAGACACACCGCAGAGCCCAUGUUGAUGGCGGCGAGCAGCCCGGCUCACCGAUGCCAACCUCUGGCUGGAGGCAGGAGGGAACCACCCCAGCUCCCAGUCCCCCCAGCGCUCUUCCCCAGCAGCGUGCGAACAUCUUUGCUGUUGCCCCAACUGGAGCUGCAGAGGAGAACAGCUUAGAUCCUUUUCCUGCAAGUUUUUGGGUGACAGAGUUUUCUGCGGAUGCAGAGACUCUGUUCCAAUCAUCUUCACACAUGGCUACUGCGGUCAGCAAUGGCCAGCAACUCAGAGGGGACAGCAACCCAAUCCUAGAACCAUCCCUGGAUAUCCGUGGGCUGGAGAGAUUCAUGGCUCUCAGGAGAUUCUUCCCAGAGGGCAUUGCUUCCAGCCCUAGAACCCACCUCAGGACUCAGGAUGAUCCAAACUUUGAUUCAUUGGAAACUUGCCUAUCCUCAGAUAGGCAUGAACAGGACAAAAUGGAGUCCUCUAAUAGGACCAUGAUGAGGCCUCCUCUGUCCACUGCCUAUCUUACCUAUCCUCGGCACCUCUGGUCGUCUGAAGCACUCACUGGGAAUGGGGCUGGGGCAGCCACCCCAACCCCUGUCUUCCACACCUCUGCCACUUCCAGGUCACCUGCUGCUGGCGGGCAGUCAGAAGCAUCGAGGCCUUCUGCCAGCUUCUCACCUCAGUCAAAGCGCAAGGAGGGCUGAGAGGAACAUGGAGGGGGCGGAGUGGGAUACCCCAGGAAGACCAACCCAAGGCCUGAGGUUGGGCAACAGGGAGCCAGUGCCCCUUCAGGGAUCCAGCUCAGGGCUCCCCAGCUGGGAAUCCUGCUUUGUCUUUCCGCCACCUUGGGCAUGGCCCUGGCUGCCUGCCUCCACUGUCUACACACCCAGUAUUGCCACAAGCGGACAGAAGUGUCCUUCAGUGAGCCUGCUGGGGAGGCUGUUGCCAGGAGCGAUGGUGGUGAGACAGUCCGUGUCAGGAAGAUUGGGGAGAACAGUUUUGUUUUGGUUGAAGCAGAAUACAACUGGACCCCUUCCUCUGUGGGUAACGAGAAAACAGUCCUCUGAGCAGACCGUCGUCCUAGGCCUCCGAGUAGCCCUCCGCAGACCCUGCAGUUUCUCAGCCAGAACAGAGCUAAUGAGAAUAGCUGAUGAGGACAGGGACUCGCGGUGGCCCCCAUCAGUGAGCAGUUAGUUGAGGCAGCUGCGAAAGGACAGUUUUAUCAACAGAGGGAGUUCUUCCCAACCUUUGUUGUCUUAACAUCUGUAAUUUAGCUGCUUUUUUUUUCUAUUCACAAUUAGGCGUUCUGUUUGAAGAGUUAAACUCAACACAAUGAAUAUUGUAUAACCUGCUCAUUAACUAGACUCCUGUGGCCACCGAGCUUCCUCUGUUGCCUUAAGGAACCUGCAGAAAUAGAAAUUCUGUCCCUCCUCAGUAUGUCAGCCUUAUCCUUUGAAAAAAAGUAAUGUUGGGGCUGUGUCUCUUAUAAGAAACAGAACUGCAGCCCUCACUUUACCUCUCCAAACCACCCCAGAAGAAGUUUCAUUUUCAAAACUAGCCUUCCAAACUGGCUCUGCUUCAGUUGAUUAGGUGAGUGCAAGGGUAUUCAGUCUUCUUGGAAACUCAGAAGCCUGGCAAAUCUGCCUCAGAAAUUGAUCUGAAGUGAGGAGAGUUUUAGAGAGCUUGAUUGAACACAUCUGUGGGGAACCGUGUGCGUGGCACAUAAACACCAGAGUGGGGUAAGCAAGCCUCUUCAUCAGGUGCAAAUGGAUCUGAGACCUCCCAUCCAUUUACACUUGAUGGGAAGCUUAUGUAACCUAACAGCCAGCAAACAUAUUGCCUUUUGCCAAAGGUCAGGCUGGAAAAAAUGAUGAUACCACACAGUUUGAAGAAGAGCCUCUACUCAUCUUUUUAGGGAGAAAAGGAAGACAGCAUCAUGGACAAAGACCAUCUUUCUGCUCUUGUGAUUUAUGAAGAUCACUUUGAUUUAGCCAAGUGUCCCAUAGACGUUAUGUAGGGCCAAGGCAACAGGUUUGAAUAUAGCUUUUGAAUAUGCUGACCUAAUAUGACACAUAGAAAUUAGCUGCCUUUUCAGAGGUAAACCUGUUACAGAGUCACAAAACAUUUUAAUGUGGAAAUGAAAAACCACUAUAAAUUUGGAAAGGGUGUUUAUUUAUCAAGCACCUAAAUCAUACAGGUACUGUGCUAAGAACUUUGCAUACAUUUUCACAUUUAACUCUCACAAUAACUUAAUGAAGAAUAAGUUCAGUAACUUGCCCAAGAGAGGGGGGCAUUCAUGACAUCUCAAUUCAACAACAAAAGCAUUUUUUAAAAAACUGGGCAUAUGGGAAAGAGAUCCCACUGUUUUUUCCAGCCUCUUUUAGCUCAUAGGGCACUAAUUCCAAGAUUGUUUCCUCCUGGAUUCUGGGCUAGGCAGAUCUGUCCCCUGGCUUCAGUCAAGAGCCUCAUUAGGAACAUGGAGACCUAGCUAAUUGUGUUCACACAUGAAAGUGUUCUUGGAAUACUGUGGAAAUAAAUGAAUGUACUCUACUCCUCCGGUGGCCAGAGAUAUCCCUUCUACAUAUCCCCCCUGCCCCAAGGAUAUCCUCCCCGAGAUGUAGAUGAGGAACCCCGCCAGUGGAGAGCUCUCCUCUGGCCAUCAUCCUCUGGCCAGCAAUAAGAAAUUGUUUCACAAUUGUCUGUGAAAUAAACUAUGCCCAACUCAGUUUGUCAUCUUUCACAGUUUGGGGCUGCCUGGGCUCAGCUGGGCAGUUCUUCUGCUCUAUGUGCUGUCCAAUGGGCUGGAACAUCCAAGCUGACUUGCUCACGUGGCUGGCAGUUGGUGCUGGCUGCUGGCUGGGGCUCACCCAGGGCUGUCGAUGAGUGUGGGCAGCAAUUUGUUCCUUCUCUUCAUGGCUUCUUAUAGCACCAUUCCCAGAGGGGUUUUCCAAGCAGACAAAACCAGAAGCUGGGGGUGCUCUUCAGGCCUAGCCUUGUAAGUAACAUGGUUUCACUUCUGCCACUUUUCAGUGGUUACAGGAAGUCAUGGGCCAGCCCUCUGUCUUCAAAGGGAAGGGCAAUGAAUUUUGCUUUUGGAUGGGAGAAGUGGCAAAGGAUUUGAAGCUAUCUUUAAUUCACCACCUCACCUCUCUGGUUAGACUGCCGGCCUGCCGAGGGGCUUCUGUGAGCGUAGAAGGAGGGGGUGUUCAUCUCCAGGAGGAGCCCUGAGUCACCUUCCCUACAAGGCAUCAAAGGAGGUGAGGGAAAUCUCAGGGUCAGGUGCUCCCUCUUCUCCGGCUCCCCGGGCAAAAUAGCGAAGUGUGGCAGAAGAGUCAGCCAGACCUCUGAGUCUCCGCUUCCUCAUCAGAGAAAAACAGAAUUCUUUACCUCUUUCGGUUGUCAGGCAGAGUAAAUGCACGUUCAACCUUUAGCCAGCUAUGACAAACUACUUAAUGUCACUUUGCAGCUGCAACACUAUCUUUAAAUCUAGUCCAUUUAGACUCUGUGACCACCGAAAACGUUAUUUCCUUUUCAGGACACCUUCUCCCCCGUGGCCCCGCUUCCCCACCCAGCGAAUGGAGGUGGUCCCGGCGCAAGUUGUCAUCGUGGCCACUGGCUACAAUUCCUGCUGGGGGUCAGACGUUUUGCUGAGACUUUCCGAGGAAACUCUUCUUUGGCAGGGGCAGUGGAGUCCAUAGACCUGCAGUCAUGAGACAUAAAACCCCUCUGUUACUGUGAACUUGAAGGUCCUCUAAGCCUGGCUUCAGAGAAGCCCCAGAGGGGAGCCAGUAUGAAGUGUUAACCUGAAGGCAUUUACUAAAGCACAAAGCCAUUACAAGUUAAAAAAAAAAAAAAAAAAAAAAAAGGCAAAGGACUCAAACGCAACAUCUUAACAUAGCUUUUUUGUUUUGUAGGAACAGCUAUGGGUUUUUUGGCCAGCCACUUCUUUGAAAGGGGGUUUGGGCUAAAUACACAUUUAAGGGAAAAGAACAGAACAAUUGCUGAGAAGUCUUUAUAUUUUCAAAACUCUUUAUAUUUCAAACAAAUCAAUUGUGUUAAUAACCACAGAUCGAGAGUAGGGAUGAGCCUCAACCUUUAUACAUUGAGAGGCUCUUUCUGAUUUUUCUACUUGAUUUCUCCCCUUGGGUACAACACUUUUGCUAACUCACAACUUAAUGCUCGACUAUAGCCUGGCUGAGCUAUCCCACUGUUGAGGCUGUCUGGUUUUAAUUUGUUGUGACAAUGUUUGUUUCCUUAAAAAAAAAACUCUAACAACAAUGACAAAAAAAAAUGGGUCAACAAACCAGUAAAUAUUUAAACAAGUGUCAUGUUUUAUUUGAAAAGUUGUCUGGAGAUGGCUGGCAAUUUAUGAAUAAAUUACAGAUAUACCCUCUCCCAUUCUUGGACUUCGGGCAUUUAUCAGUGAUCCCAGCUCUUCUGGAAGACAGUCUCUGUGAUUUGAUUUCAUUCCACCCCAACCUAUCCCCUUCUUCUAAAAGUGGUGUGUGGCAAGGAACUUCUUUUACUCAAAAUGAAAUGAAUUUGCAUUCCUUGUUUUAUCAAACUUGAGAGCAUCUUCAGAAGAACUUUGCUCCAUCUGCAGGUGGAGGGCCUUAGGGGGUUGCAAAACCAGGAACAGUCGCCUCUGGUUUAGAAUAUCAGGAGGGCCUUUAUGAUAAAAGGAUGUCUGAAGUUUCGUUCGUGAUUCUGUUCUUUACAUGCAGAAAGGAAAUGUGAACAUUUUGAGACCCCGUUCCUUGACAGUUGGGUUGGAGCUGCCAGGACCACUGAGGUCUGGAGUCGGAUGUUUGCUUUGUGCCUUUUUGCUUUGAAAACAUAAAUCCGUUUAGGCCGCAGGGUCUCUUGAGUUGUCGAGUGGCUUUCCAUCGCUCUCAGAGUGAAGUGUGAACAUCUGAUUGACUGACAGGGAGACCCGCCCCCGCCCCGCCCCCGCCCCGCCCCCGCCCCGCCCACCUUCUGCCUGGCUCCCCGCCUCCGCGGCGCCGUCCUGCGCGCUCCCUGAACGCGGUACCGCUAGGUUCCCAGCUCCCUUGCUCUGGCUGUUCUUGUUGUGGAACCCCGUCCCCCCAGACAUCCACAAGCCUUCGGAGCUUUGUUCCAGUGUUGCCUUAUCAGAGAGGCUCUCCCGGCCAUUGCAAUCUCUUCUCACUCUCUAUGCCCCUCCCGGCUUUAGAAUAUUUAUGGUACUUAUCACCUCCUGCGUCUUAGGUAUUUAUUUGUGUGUUUAUUUUCUGCCUCCACCAGACUAGGAUGUUUUAUAAGGGCAGAGACUUUGUUUUUCUCAUUGCUAUUCCCCCGGCACCUGGAGUUGUUCUUCAUACAAAGUAAGUAAUCAAUAAAUGUUUGCUAAAUGAGUGAAUGAAAAGUUAAAGAUUCGUGUUACUCUCCCCAGGCCUUGGUCUGGGCUGAAGUUGAAUAUGGAGCACCUUGGGCAGGCCUAGGGCGCAUGGGCAUCAGGAGAUGCAGGUUGCUGUCUAGAGGUGAGUGAGAACUCUGUGGGCCACGGUCUCCAGGGCAGGGAAUGUCCUGUGUCUCAGAUCCAAGACUCAGGAAGUUCUUGGCAGGGAGAAGCUGAGAAUGGACUUAACCCUCCCAAUCUGAGCUGGGGCAGGAGGAAA
Mirounga angustirostris (Northern elephant seal) is the source of this 6730-nucleotide messenger RNA. RefSeq names its product reeler domain containing 1 (gene REELD1). The record is from RefSeq and is a predicted model, not a curated record. Lineage: Eukaryota; Metazoa; Chordata; Mammalia; Carnivora; Phocidae. Gene Ontology annotation, cellular component: membrane.